UUGGGUUAAAAAUACGUACAGGCACAAAAAUCUGAUCUUGCUGGUGGAAUAUUUCACGGCUGCCUAGUGGCUAUGCAGAUUCUCUUGGCCAUCAUCUUCCUACAUACCCGACUAUGCCUCCUAUCGACCCGAGGAGUUGCAUGAAAGCUCCUGUUUGCCACAGCCACUUCCCUCACCGGAUCCCUCCGUGCUCCCACACCCUUCACGGACACACGGUGAUUUUGUACAACCUGUUCAUUUACCUCCAAUCCCACGCGCACCCCUGUAGGGUCCAACCAGAGCCGCCCGAACGAUCAAAGACAUGCACCGACCGCUUGUCAACGACCAGUGUUUCUGUCUGCCCCCACAUAAUUUUCCGACCUCCCGCUACCCGGACACUUAUUUUGAUGUUUCACUUUUUUUUUAUUCUUAUUCUCGCCGACGUGGCAUUUGCUCGUCUGCGCUGCAGCCAGAUGUAAUCCUUGGAAGCGACAAGGACCUUCUUCUUUCAUCACAGAUCUGUGGGAUGGUAGUGUGUGACAGACAACACUACCGAGUCAACAAAGACAAGAAAAGAUGAGACCUACCAGCAGGAAGCCUUGACGUCUUUUAUUGCCAAGAUGCUCUCGUGAGGGACCGUUGCGGGCCUGCUGCCCACCAACAACCGGGCGGCUACCGGGACUGAAUGCCUCGUGCCGUCAGCAAGAGGAUCAUACCAGAAACCCUGAUCGACGACAUCCUUCCCGGAUUCGGAGGUGGCCACCCUCGUCCAUCCUGUCAGCUGUCUUGACACUUUACUUCUACCCGUCGCUGUAAAUCUAUUACCAAGCUGACAUGAGAUAAGCCGCCUUUACUAUUGGCCGACCUCUGAUGUUCGCCGCUUGAAGAUCCGCAGAUGGUCAACCAACAGAUGACCCUGUAAUGGGAUGAUUGAUACCAGCAAGCAGCAGCAGCAGCAGCAGAGGCGGCGGCAGUAGCAGUGGUAGCGACUAGAGAGCAUCAGCAACAUCACUCAAGCGGGGCAAUCAUGAUAUUGACAACCGAACAACCCGUAUAGCAUUACAUAGCCAGGGGUUCCUCCUAGGGCAUCUGGUCCCCCCUGUCCGGCAUCUCUAGCCAAUAGUGACCUCGGGUAGACCUAUCCGCCACGGCAUCACGACAUCCCACCCGCCUCUGACGCUUGUCGUGAAGGAACACACCCCCCGGCGCUCUCCAUCUUCCUUCCCCAUAUGCGAUGGGUCUAUGUCCUGUCGGGAAGGACGCAACCAUAUACUGCAUAAUGUGGGCAACUGAAGCGGAUCUGCAUCCCUCUCGGGAAGGUGAUCAAGAUGCCAGGAAGUCAAGUUGCUCGUGCCUGGGGCCGGCAUCAACCUUUGAACUGGCAUCUCAAGAUCGUCUCCUGGGUCAUGAUAAAUAGGGCUACGACAUCCCGUCUGUCUUGAUCAAUGUUGAUAUCCGUCAAGCAGGCCCAAGACCUCUAGUCCCAGUCCAGCUCAGCCCUCCAACCACUCCUCUUCCUCAAGUCUGCGGAUCCUUCCUCAGCUUUGCAUUUUUUUGCAUCAAUUUACUUUGUCUGCAAAAACAAAAGAACCAUCAUUCUUUCACAGCAAAGAUCGCCCAUCAUGCGUUCCUUCGCCGUCCUGUCGCUCUUCACCCUGGCUUCGGCCGCUCCCCUCAUCAAGGCCCGUAGCGGAACCACCAUCCCUGGUGCCUACAUCGUCGUCCUCAAGAAUGAGUCGGCCGACGAGUUCCGCAUCCAGAGCGCCAUCAUGUCGACCGUUGAGAAGACUGCCGAGUGGAAGCAGGAGGAGUUCAACGGUUUCGCCGCCAAGCUGAGCGGCGAGGAGCUCCAGGCUCUUCAGGACGCCCCUGAGGUCGACUACAUUGAGGAGGACGCCGAGGUCUCCAUCAACGCCAUCGUCACCCAGACCGGCGCUCCCUGGGGUCUUGCCCGCAUCUCGUCCACCACCAGGGGUGGAACCACCUACCGCUACGACGACAGCGCCGGUGUUGGUACCUGCUCGUACAUCAUCGACACUGGCCUGUACGCCGCCCACAGCGACUUUGGCGGCCGCGCCUCCCAGAUCGCCAACUUUGUCGACAGCUCCAACACCGACGGCAACGGCCACGGCACCCACGUCGCCGGCACCAUCGGCGGCACAACCUACGGUGUGGCCAAGCGCACCACCCUCCUGGGAGUCAAGGUCCUCAACGCCUCGGGAUCCGGCACCAACUCUGGCGUCAUCAGCGGCAUGAACUUUGUCGUGACCGACGCCCGCACCCGUUCGUGCCCCAACGGCGUCGUCGUCAACAUGUCGCUCGGCGGCAGCACCAGCACGGCCAUCAACUCGGCCGCCGCCGCCAUCACCUCGGCCGGCCACUUCUUGGCCGUCGCCGCCGGCAACUCCAACGCCAACGCCGCCAGCUUCUCGCCCGCCAGCGAGCCCUCGGCCUGCACGGUCGGUGCCACCACCAGCGCCGACGCCAAGGCUUCCUACUCCAACUACGGCGCCCUUGUUGACAUCUGGGCCCCCGGCUCCGGUGUUCUGUCUGCCUGGAUUGGCGGCACCACUGCUUCGCGCUCCAUCGACGGUACCUCCAUGGCCAGCCCCCACAUUGCCGGUCUCGGUGCCUACUUCUUGUCCCUCCGUGGACGCCAGACCCCCGCCGCUCUCUGCUCCUACAUCGCUACCAACGCCAACCGCGGUGUCCUCACCGGCGUGCCCAGCGGCACCGUCAACGCCCUUGCCUACAACGGCGCUUAAGCGACCAGUCUGGGGCGAGAAGGGAGUUGGUCGAGGUGGUGUCAGAACCCAUCGGGCCUGGUUACUCCCACUGGCUGCAAGGAGGAGUUGUGGAUAUGUCGGGACAGCAUUGAAGGCUGGUAUAUAAUUCUUGCUCGGGAGGAUUACACACGAUCACAGCAUUUUUUGUUCAUAUAUGUGAUGGCUUUUUUGUACAUACUGCGGCUGUGUUGGGUUGAAUUGCAACUACAGUAUUGAUUUGAAGAGUGAAGAAAGCUUUCUCGCAAACAUACAGGAAA
Molecule: messenger RNA, 3022 nt
Organism: Pyricularia grisea
Lineage: Eukaryota; Fungi; Ascomycota; Sordariomycetes; Magnaporthales; Pyriculariaceae
Exons: 4
Coding region: 1602-2744 (380 amino acids)
Biological process (GO): proteolysis
Molecular function (GO): serine-type endopeptidase activity
Source: RefSeq, a predicted model, not a curated record